AUGGAACAAUACCACUUUGUGAUAAAGGACGCCAAGUCAGCCUCGCUGUCCAAAGGCGAUGAAGAAGAGGCCUACAGAAUUCGAAGCCAUGCCCAAACGAGACGACGACAAGGUGAAAGAUUUGCAACGCCGUCCGACCUCCUACAAUCCGCGGCAUCGAUCCCUAAGGAAAGGUCUCGGGGUAGACGACCGACCUCUGAUGACCAGGAAGAGACCACCUCACGAGAACGCUCGCAAUUUCCAGAGGUCAACUCCGCCACCAUCGACUUCCCGUUUUCAUCUGAGAGCACCACCAUUGUUCAGUCGCAUUGGAACCAUUACUUCUGGCGUGCGGCCAGAGGGGAGGAGUUGGACCACCCGAGUGUCGUAUCCAUUUCUGUUCAGCCUUCGGGCACUUCGAUCGAUCCUUUCCACAGCACCAACAUGAUUCAUCACCCCUCGGCUUACCAGUUGAUGCAAUUCUUGCAGUCUGAUUUCAAUUCUUCUACCUUUCGAGCCGAGGCCUUGGGCCACCCUUUGAAAGCAACAUCACAGACUGGGGCCUUUCGUCAUGAGGCUGCAUAUUCGGAGCGAAUGCGUGAUGCCUUGCAGAACGAUAUGCUGAUGUUCUCGAUCCUCGCGUACGCCUCAGGGGCCAUUGGUUGGCGCUACGGUGUUCGCUUUGAAGACUUGCCGCCCGAGUAUUUCAUCCAACAGACUUAUCGAAGCAUUCGAGAACGCUUGCAGCGGUCGGAACAAGUAGAAGAAGCUCUUCUCUGGUCAAUGUAUGGGCUAGCUGCCGCGGAAAUGUGGCUGUUCAACUUUGAUGCUGCUGCCACGCACAUGAGAGCUGUUCAAGUCCUCAUCUCACAAGUCGGCGGAAUGACAAAGGUGUCGCCCCUGAUUAUGGAAAGCAUAAUUCUAGGAGGGAAAUUUCUCGCAUUCUUCACCAGGUCUGCACCAGUACUGACGAUAGCCUUUGAGCCUGAAGGUUGGCCAUAUCAAUCUAUGUCCUCCUCUAUGGUGCUGACUCCAGAAUUGUGGAAUCUCGGCACCGGAUUCUUUACUGCCGAAAAUGUGUCCAUCAUCGACGACUGCCACCAAAAGAUCCUCGUCGAUCUAGUAGCGUGUGUGCAGAUAAGUCAGCACACUUCGGCAUCACAACCGAACCAAAUUCCGGAGCAGCCUGAACACGAACGAUGGCUGUACCUCAAGGUUCAAGCGUUGAAUUACCGCCUCCUAGCUCGGACCGAACUGGAUGGCAUCCAAGAAGCCCUGCGGAUCGCAACACUGUUAUGGAUGCUGAGCAUCACAGAAUACGUCGGGGCCGAACUCACUGCGCUCAUCAUACUGCCGAAACUCGAAGCGGCCUUGGAAACGGCCAAGCCCGAAGCAUCCUCUUUGUUGGAAUUCCCCGGCUUGCACUUCUGGGUGAGUGCUCUCGGCGCUCUCGUUUCGCUUUCCGCAACCAAGAAACUCUCGAGCUGCUCCCCCCGUCUCCCAAAAGGCAUUCCUUACAACCGGCAAUUCGAUUUCUUUAGCCGUCACGUGGCUCAAAGCGCGCGUCGGCUCCGACUCGAGAACGAAUUCGACAGUUAUCGCAGUUUCCUCCAGAAAUACCUAUACGUGGACGCCAACGGUGGAGCUGGAGGAGGCGACUUGAAAGUCCUUGUCGAGGCGGUCUCAUCAUGUAUCGAUCAGGAUUCUCUGUGA
Messenger RNA from Fonsecaea nubica, 1692 nucleotides. RefSeq lists its product as hypothetical. NCBI's taxonomy places the organism in Eukaryota, Fungi, Ascomycota, Eurotiomycetes, Chaetothyriales, Herpotrichiellaceae. The transcript has 2 exons. Bases 1 to 1692 code for a protein of 563 amino acids. The record is from RefSeq and is a predicted model, not a curated record.